Messenger RNA from Anneissia japonica, 5686 nucleotides. RefSeq names its product titin homolog. NCBI's taxonomy places the organism in Eukaryota, Metazoa, Echinodermata, Crinoidea, Comatulida, Comatulidae. Bases 196 to 4320 code for a protein of 1374 amino acids. The transcript has 20 exons. The record is from RefSeq and is a predicted model, not a curated record.
GGACACUUGUCAACUAAAUUUACACUCGACUGACUUGCAGGCAGAGAGAAGAAAAUAAUUAGAAGUUUUGAUGAGUUUUUCUUACUGGUUCAAUAAGUUUAUCAAGUAGUAUUACAAUACUGAAUGUCCAUGAUGUAACUGGAAGGUACUCUACUGUAUCUGCUUAGACCGCUAAGUAGCAUCUACAGUACCACCAUGCCUCGGUUAAGCACCUUGGCUAGAGGUUAUGGGUCGUGGAAUGGUGACUUAGAACAGGAAAAACAAAGCUAUUUAAAGGAUAUUGCCACGCCUAUAUUACCACAAUACUUGAGUAGUGAACAUCAGCCAUUCUACAAAGAGAAAACAGUUAAGUUUCCAAUCCGUACCAAAGCCAACCAUGAGGUCAUUAAGACAAUCCUUGCAGAAGCAGAAAGGAUCAAAUCGGCAAAAAAUCGUAACCACAAUGAUCCACCAACAAUUGCAGAGGAAAUUCAAUCCAAAGUGCCGAUGACGCAGCCAUCCCGCGAACAAUCUGGACGAUCACAGCGAUGGAAGUCUCGUCCCGAAUUUCGAACAAAUCACAGAUCUGUAAAUAAUCAUUUAAGAACUAGAAGUGCUCCAGGCACUAAUAAAAGGUUUGCUAUCAAAGCAGAUGGAGAGCUGCAAUUACCAAAGACAUUUGUAACUAGGAAAGGGGCAAUGGUGCUAUUCACAGCUCCCUCAGCAAUCAAUUUUACCAAAGAAGGCAGAUGUUUUUCACCUAAUUAUAAAACCAAAAAAGACAUUAGUAACUUGUCACUGUCACUGGGAACUAUUGGGAAAUUAUGUUCUUCUGUUUUGCAAUAUGGAGAACCUACGUGGGAGGAUGAUGAUCUUGAUAGUGUAGCAAGUCAGCAAUUUCACAAGACAUGUAUGCGAUUUAUUCGUGAUGAGGAAGGGGAAGAAUGCUUUGAUUACCGUGUACAACCUGGAGCUGAUUUCAACUUCUACCUUCAUGAUAUGCAGACAAGAGCUGUUGUGAGGAAUUUAACUCGAUGUAACUCAGCCUAUUCUCUGACUUCCACCGAAGCUGCCGAAGAAUUGAAUGAAGCACUUGACAACAUGGACAAUAAUCACCAUUACAAACAGGAUGAUUCGAAUGGAAAGCCUGGUUUGAUCACUGCGGAUGCAAACCGUCUUGUGGAAUCCAUCUCGUGUGCAUCAACAUCAACUCCUGAAAAAAGUCUUCAAUUUAGGGAAACGUUUUCACAUCAAUCAACAACACAAGGUUCAGAGAGAAGUCAGAGAGCAGCUGAGAUGAUGCACAUGCCUUUGACGUUGGCAGCAGGAGAAAGGAAGUCUAGGUUAGGAAGUGGUCGUUCAAUGACCUCUUCAAGAACAUCCACUCCUUUAUCUUGUGCCAGACUCACAGCAUCACUCAAAUCAACUAAUUACCUUGGAAGACCUAUUGCUAUUCCACGCACUGCUUCUGGUUUUGAGGAUGAUGACAGUAAAAUUAUGGAAAGUGAGAUGGAGGAUACAUAUGACAGUGGAGGUCGGAUGUUGCUUAGACAACAAUCAGUAAAGUCCUUCCAGUCAGUAACUUCAAUGACGGCAGACAGCCGACCUCAUAGUAGGGCUACAAAUGGAAGUGGUGAUGCCGCUCAUGAUGCUGAAAUCUUUGAAGAUUGUGUCAUCAAGGAAUUGGGUGAUGAAACUGAACAGCAGUAUUUUGAAGACAAUAACUGUGUUGAUGCCACUUCACAUGUUGGCAGAAGAAGGUGUAGUCUUCUCUCAUCUGUCGUAAUGGAUGAUGAUGAUGAAGAUGAAUUUGUUGAUCUUAUGCAACAUCAGGAUGGUCGCAGCAGUCAAUUGUCCCGAAGAUCAAGAAGGUCAUCUGCACAGAGGACAAAGACACCAGAUGCAAACACCUCGAGGAGAUCAAGUCUGAAAAUGGAGAAUGGAGUGUUGUCAGAAUUUGAUGAUACAGCAGAAUUAAGCAAAAUUCCAAGCAAAUGCGAGGGAGAGUUGGAGAUGGAAAAAGAAGGAAUAGAAGAGGAUGCUGAAGAAAAUGGUAAUGGAACCCUGCAAUCAGCUACACCCGCUAUAGGUUCAGCUGAGAUGGAACAAUUAAUAGGAAAUGAUGAUGAUGAUGAUGCAGACAAUUCUGUUGCUGCUUUAGGAGCAGUGGUAUCAAGACCACAGACUGCUGGAUCAUCUCAUUACAGCGUCAGGUCAUUGCAUCGUCCAGCUAGCUGCACCUCAAAUGUUGAAUCAAGUGUUGAUUUUAACAAUGAACAAUUACAAAAUAUAGAUGGAUUAGUAUUGGAUGCGGUGGAGUCGCUGCAGCAUGAUACAAGAGAUGGUGAACAUGUUGUAGACCCUGGUCAAGUGGAAACUCACCCCAAAAGUUCUACAGGAAUUAUUGAAGAAAGUUCAACACCAAAAGAAGUAACUCUCAGCAAAACUAAAGAUAAACAAUCUGUACAAUCGGCGCCUAUUCUAACUGAAGGAUCUGAACUUUCAAUGCAACCUCUAAAACCUUUACAAUCAUCAUUAGCACCUCUUGCAUCAAAUGGUGUUUCUAAUAAAGAAACACCACUGUUCAAUAAUGCCAAAAUGGAGGCACCUUCCGUUAAAGAAGAAAAACAGUCACAGCAAGUGGAGAAAUUUCCAGAGAUCACACCCCCUCAGAAAAUAUCUUCACCAGAGCCAAAGCCCCCACCUCCAAGGGUAUCUUCACCAAAGGUCUCAUCACCCAUGCAGAUAAACCCAGUACACACAAAACAGACAGUUGGAAUGACUCCAAAACCACCAAUCAUGAAGGCACCACUACCCCAAACUUCUCCAGCUGCAAAGGUAAACAAGGCUGUGAUACCAAUCCAUGCUGGAGCGCUACCUAAGAUGGAACCAGAUGUAGCACCAAUGAAAAACGUAGAUUCAGGCCCCUUGAAAGCCACCACAAGAAAACCUAAAUCAAGAGGUAAUGUGACAAAGAAAAAAGUGAUUGGAGGACCUCAGUUUAAUGACGGUCUAGUGAAGGAAACUUAUGAUGAACCAGGCGCCGAUGAAAUUGAAAAGAUGAUUCAGGAGGAGUUGGAAAAGGAUUUGAAAGAGCAUGGGUUGAUUGAGAUUUCGGAGGAAGGGGCUGGUGCCACCUCAUCAACUGAUAAUUUGAAGUCUGGAAAGGUAGAAACAGAAGUGGGGUUAGAUAAUCAACAAGAAAAUACUGAAAUCAAUUUAGAUACUGAUGAUGAAACCAUCGCGAAGGAAGUUAAAAAAAUCAGUAAAGGCAAGAAGAAGAGCAAGAAACAGAUUCUGAAAGAGCGAGAGGAAUUGAGAGAAUUAAAAAGGAAAGAGAGAAGGUUGAAAGAGGAAGAAGCAAAAGCAAUGAAGGCAAUGAAGAAAGCAGCUGAAAAAGAGAAGAUGAUGGCAGAAGAAGCAGCCAGAAGAAAGAAGAUAGAAAUGGAGGAAGAAAUUCAAGACGCAGAGAGGGAAGCAGAGGCUGCAAGGGAAGCUGAGGAGCAGGCUAGACUGAUGCUUCUAGAAUCACGAAAACAAGCAAGAGAAGAAAGAGAAGCUAAAAGGAAGGCAGAAAUGGAUAGAAAGAAAGAGGAGAGAAAUAGGCAACGAGAACAAAGGAAGAAAAUGGAGGAAGCUGCAAGAAAGAGGGAACAAGAAAUGAAAGAAAAAUUGGCUUCAGUUGAGGAUAUUAGACGACAGAAAGAACUUGAAAGAGAAAUGGAGUGGGAGAGAGAAGAGAAGGAACGGGAAGAGAGGGAAGAGAUGGAGAGACAAGAAGAAGAAGAGAAAAGAAAAAUGGAAGAAGAGGAAGAAAGAAUAAGGGAACUUGAAAAGGAAGCUGAAGAGGAGGCCCUCGCUCGCCUUGUGCGAGAACGAGAAGAAGCCGAACAAAGGAUGAAAGCAGCAGCUCUUGAAGCACAGAGACAAAAGGAUGCAGAGGAACAACUCAGACUGGAAGAACAGCGUAAGCAGGAAGAGGAAGCAGAACGGAGAAGGUUACAAGAACUAGAGGAAGAGAGGUUGUUAGAUAUUGAAAGACAACGUAUUUUGCAGAUUAAAAGAAUAGAAGAUGAAGCUCGAGCAAGGGUUCUUAAGAAACUGGAAGGCAAGCGAAUUUGGGCGAUGAGGAGACGAGAUGCGAAUGUUCAACGCUUUGCGCAUUUGAACAGCGUUCGACGGACACAAGGCAUGACUCGUCCAUGGGUGUUCUCCUAUUAUGUACACUGGCCGAGGCAAACUUACGAAAAAAAACUACCGUCAGCAAAGAAGAAGCAGAGAAGACCAAUAAGACCACCUAAACCACCUGCUGAAACACCUAUCAAUCAAGCAGCUUCUUAAAAAUAGAUAUAAAUUAAUUUAUUCCAUGUUUGGAUUAAAAAAUUAUAGUAAACUUGGAAUCAAAUAUAAAUUAUGUUGAUGUUUUCUUGCAAUCGUGAUCAAAAUUUUAGGUACAUUGUUAUCUGUUUAAAUGUGGCCUUUAUCAUGUCAUGUGACCUGUAUUUUGUCAUGUGUCAUGUUAUCUCUGCAUAUCAUGUGAGCUGUAUUAUAUGAUUUAUCUUAGAACAUGAUCAAUUGCAGUUGAAUAACUAUAUAUAGUUAAAGAUAUAUGAGCUACAGUCAGUUUUAUUAUGAGCUCUGAUGUCGUAGUUACAAACACAUGAUAUUUUAAGAGUUAAGCACAUUUUAAAGAAAUUCAUCUAAACCUUGCGACUAGUUAUAAGAGUCUUGGUACUCGGGGGUGGGGGAAGGGGUGAAGCUUGUGCCUAGUUGAUGAGUCUAAAAAAUUGAUAUAAAUUUAUUCCAUGUUUGAAUUGAAAAAUUCUAUUUAUAGUAUUAUAGUAAACUUGGAAUCACAUAAAUUGUGAUGACGAUAUUUUCUUGCAAGCAUGAUCAAAAUGAGUCUAUUUGCAAAAGUACAAUUGUAUGAGUAUGUUGCUUGAUAUGUUGCAGAUUGGCAGAAUGGCAGAUAUUUUGUAACCCUUGCUUUUCCUACCCUUCUUGCGGACAUUUUGCAACCUAGACAUCAGUGGCUUAUCUAGGGGGUGUGGGCACAUUCCCCUAAAAAAUUACUUGCGCUCCCCCAGUUGUCCUCCCAAAAAUCAUGGUCAAAUAGUUUAAAAUCACCUUAUUUUGCGAGUUAGCGCCCCUCAAUUAAUCAUCAAACCCCCCACUCCCAUUUUAAGACCUCUAGAUACGCCACUGCUAGACAUUAAGACUGGUGGGCAUAAAAAUCGGUCAGAGGGACAAAGUGAGUUUUUGAUUUAACACCGAGGGCCGCACCCAAACUUUGAUGUUUUCACUGAGCUUCCAAAAACUUACGAGCCCUGCUUUUACAUCACUUUAUUCUUAAUUUUAAAUGUUACUUUUUACUUAUGUUUGGUGUCAGGCCGUGAAAACAAGUGGUUUUCUAGCCAAUUUUGAUUGGCGGGCCGCAAACAUAGGGUUUUUAUUUCAUUGUCACGGCUGCAAAAGUAUUGCUGACGGGCUCAAGCACAGCCCGCGGGCCGCACUUUGCCCACCUGUGCAUUAAGACAAUCCAGACAUUUGAAAUUUCUAUUCCUAUUCUGACAAGAUACCUAUCAGUGCUAAAGUAAUUUUAUUUUAAUAUUCUGAACUACCUCUUUUUAUCCUAUGCUAUUGAGAUUGAUUGAUAUUCUUUGUGUUUAUAUUGAUUUACCGAAAAAUAAAUAUAAACAGCACAGUA